CGCGGAAUCAACCGACGACGAUCGGGACAAAUCGACACGGCAAACAAAUAUAAAGACGAGGCUGAACCUUUCCUACUCUACACUAAUCUUGUUCUUUUUUCACAUACGCACUUUUACGUUGUUUUGGCAUUUUCAUGUCUCGUAGUUGUUCAUUCGACUCUGUCCUGGUUGCACUUCCCGCUGAGCCCCUCUCCCACGUCCGAUCCCACUCACAAUCAUCGUUACCUUCCCGUCGAACUGAUCGUCGGUGUUGUUCCUCUGCCGGCAUAUCACUGAAAUCUGAACGCGCAUCGUCCACUAGUUCCUUGAAGAAAGCACGCACUUGUUCUUCCAACGCCUCCCCAACCACCGCUCGCAAGCACGCUUCCCUUUCCACAAUACCCACCGUCAUGCUUCGUGUCGAGUCCUCCCGCUCUUUUGAAAGUUGCACAGCCUUUCGUCGUUCAGAAUCGCCCGCCGCUGUAGCAACAUGGCAAGCGCUUUCGAGAGCUAUUCAACUGGAACUUAAAAUUCAGCAAGAAGGACAAAAACCAAAAGCUGGAUCCAGAUACACUGUCAACUCUUCUUUUGAAAAGGUCAACACUGAGUUGUCUUCCAUUGAGCAUGCAUAUGAUACCCAGGAUGGGAACAAGCCCGUCGUCCUGAAGCGUCUCAACAGUCCCGAGACUGCGGAACACGAGCUUGCAAUCCUUCGAAAGAUAAAUGAAGCUAACCUUCCCCACGUGCUGCGAUUACGGGAUACCUUUGAAGACCCCGUUACCGGCGAACGUGUACUCGUUUUCCCCGAAUUGAAGCGCUUUGACUGUAACAAGCUUGAUCUUGUCAAAGUGGCAAAGUAUGUCAAACAGCUCGCGACCGGACUUCAAGCAGCGCAUGCAAUCGGUCUAGCUCACCUAGACCUCUCAAUAUCCAAUUUAAUGCUGGAUGAGAACGAUGACCUGGUCAUCAUUGACUGGGGUCUUGCUCGCUUCUGUGAUCCCGCCCAUGUUCAUCCAAUUGGAAGAGGUACUCCCGGCUACAUUGCACCCGAAAUGUACGCUGGAACGGCGACAAGUACCGCACCCGACAUAUAUUCCGCUGGUGUCAUAAUGGGGCAGUGGCUGGAACCCUACCUCACAGACUGCUCCUUGAGCUACCUCGGCUCGAAACUCGUUCGCUCUUCCACCACUUCGUUCAUUACCCGCAAAAUUCAGGACCAUCUCGACACCCAACGGAUUGGAUACGAAGAUCCAUGGUGUCCGGUCGUAACGUACGCAGCCGAGCUUCUCAUUAAGAUGUUUGAAGUAGAGCCGUCUCGUCGCAUCACUGCGGCGGAGAUUGUCCAAGACCCGUUUGUCUUGGCAGAGGACGGCGAGUUUGAGGGAACUGACUUUCAGUCGAACGCCGCUGCGUUACUUCGCCAGUCCGUGUGUUGUGGAUCGCCACGAGACAAGCCACGGAUUGUGAUGAGGUACCGAUAGUGGGACCUGGUCGUGGUUUUCUGUAUAUAGCUUUUUGAGUGACGUUUUUUAUUACCAUAAUUACUUGUAUAUUUUGGGUGCAAUUUGCCCUACCUUCAUAUCCCGUUCGCUUCUUGAAUAUAUCUUUUUGAGUCAUCACAAAA
Molecule: messenger RNA, 1603 nt
Organism: Spizellomyces punctatus DAOM BR117
Lineage: Eukaryota; Fungi; Chytridiomycota; Chytridiomycetes; Spizellomycetales; Spizellomycetaceae
Product: serine/threonine protein kinase
Exons: 1
Coding region: 135-1460 (441 amino acids)
Biological process (GO): protein phosphorylation; mitotic DNA damage checkpoint signaling
Cellular component (GO): nucleus
Molecular function (GO): protein serine/threonine kinase activity; ATP binding
Source: RefSeq, a predicted model, not a curated record